Molecule: messenger RNA, 2169 nt
Organism: Penicillium canariense
Lineage: Eukaryota; Fungi; Ascomycota; Eurotiomycetes; Eurotiales; Aspergillaceae
Exons: 2
Coding region: 1-2169 (722 amino acids)
Source: RefSeq, a predicted model, not a curated record
AUGGCAUUUUUUGGGUCGUCGCUAGCGUCGCGGUCGUCGCUGUUCCUUCGGCUCACGUACCUCGACGCUUUAAAGACGCUAGCCCCCGUGGAAGUUCAGUUCGCCGCAUUGCCGAUCUUGCUUCUACUUCUCUGGACGUUGGCUAGCAUUGUGCUUGUACUGUGGUCGAGGUCGAGACAGCCCGGGAAUUCUACUCCAUCACCAACUGUUGCAAACUCCACAGGCAUUGUCAAGGUCUCGGUAUCGACCAAGGUCAUCGGGUUAUCCAGUGGGCGCAUCCGCUCAGAACAACACAGACUUGUUGAGAGAAGGGAUUCAAGGCUAGGCGUGAAUCUCGCUGUGACCAUGAUACUACUUAUUCCAUGCGUAUUGCUCUUGCUUGGACACGUUCGGCUCAUCUGUGCCAUCCAUGACGGGUACCAUGCUGCUGAGCGCUCGAUACUGCAGUCAUCCGACUCUACAGACUUGCUAGAUGUGUUUCAGGUCUAUCAACCCGUCACAUUCGCACCACAAGGUGACAAUGGCUGUGAUCUUGAUCUCUUAUUGAUGGAGCAUGUCUUUGGCGCAAGCUAUGGCGAGCCAUUCGUUGGAACCUACGAACCUCCGAGUUGCAAGUUUGACACCGUUCAAAUCAAUAUGACGGUCACUUCAAGGGGCCGCCAGUAUGACCGGCUGGCGCUCAUGUAUCUGGGAGAUGCAGAGGUCUUCCGCACUUCGACCGCUGAGCCCACAUCUACGGGAAUCGUGUGGACAUAUAUUAAAGAGAUGUCGCAGUACAAUGCCCUGUGGCAGCAGCAGCAAAAGUUGAUUUUUGACCUCGGCAAUAUCAUCACGGAUGUCUAUACUGGGUCCUUCAAUGUUACGCUAACAGCACACUUCUCCUACACAAAGAAUGCGAGAACUGCAGAUGUCAUCCUGCCCAUUUCGGCCAAACAGUCGGCUUCCAACUCGUCAAGCGCGUUCACAGUGCCAAGCGAUAAUACAACCGUCUCCUACACGAUCCCUGCUGCGGCAUCGCGUGCUGUUGUUGCCAUUUCCGCCUGCGGCCAAUCGCAGGAGGAAUUCUGGUGGUCGAAUGUCUUCUCUGAAGAUACAGAGGAUUUCACUGAUACUGUCGGUGAACUGUAUGGAUACUCUCCUUUUCGAGAGAUUCAACUUUACAUCGACGGGAUUCUGGCUGGCGUCGUUUGGCCUUUCCCCAUCAUUUUCACUGGAGGCGUCGCGCCGGGCUUUUGGCGGCCAAUUGUCGGCAUUGACGCUUUUGAUCUUCGGCAGCCGGAGAUUGAUAUCUCGCCUUUCCUUCCACUACUUCAAGACGGCCGGGAACAUUCGUUCGAGAUUCGCGUUACCGGCCUGAAUAUCACUGCGGAUGGAACUGCCACUUUGGCUGGUACUGUGGGCUCAUACUGGAUAAUCACUGGCAACAUAUUCCUUUACACCGAUGAUGAAACAAGUUCCAAGGACCUGAUCUCCCACAAAAGCACCUUUCCGCUGGUGGAUGCUCCUGCACCCAAGUUCACCGUCACCCGACACCUGGUCCCCAGUAAGAUAGGUGGAAAUGAUACUCUGUCAUAUUCUGUGACGGCAGAGCGCACCUUCAUUGUGUCCUCCGCCAAGUACUCAUGGUCGCAGAAGCUCUCCUUUUCCAACUAUGGCUCCCUCAACCAGCAAGGAUACAGCCAAGUCAACAAGCAACUCACAUCAGGAAAGGUCGCCAUCACUGAGCUCGGAGAUAAGCCAACCUCCAGCGAAACCACGUUUAGCUACCCUCUCCUCGUCAACGCCACGUACGGAAUCACCUCGAACUCCCUGACAAUCGAUGCCUGGAUGAAACGCGGCCUCGAGAUAGACUCUUCGGGCGGCCCAGGCAUAUCCACCUACACACUCGUCUCUGGCCCAUCCCAGCUCCACACAACACAGUCCGGCAAAGCUCAGUACAAAUCGGUCACGGGAGCGAGCUCAAUUUCUUGGGGUAAUACCGCUGAUGAGUUUCACGGUACUGCGAAUGGAGAGGCGUACUCCCGGUCUGUCAGGGCCGUCAACGGGAGUGUGGUGUAUGAUACACAGCCUGGUACGAAGGCUGUGUCAGUCCAUGAUAUGACCGCGCUGGGCAGGGGUAGCGUGCGGAGUAUGCUGGGGAGGGGACCUGGUAACCCAGCGAGUUCAUAG